Messenger RNA from Ictalurus furcatus (blue catfish), 3396 nucleotides. Its product is annotated as fibronectin type III domain-containing protein 7-like. NCBI's taxonomy places the organism in Eukaryota, Metazoa, Chordata, Actinopteri, Siluriformes, Ictaluridae. Gene Ontology annotation, molecular function: protein binding. The record is from RefSeq and is a predicted model, not a curated record. The transcript is spliced from 11 exons. Bases 315 to 2681 code for a protein of 788 amino acids.
UACUUUCUGGAUGCACUGUAUAUUGGCUUUUAUUUUGGUGGAAAACAUGAAGACCUCCAUUUAGUUGGAAACUAAAUUUUUAAAUUCACUUCUCAUUAGGCGAAAUGCUGUAAACCUCUGUCCUCAAAAAUGUUUGAGAUUAUGCUGGCUGUAAAACCAAAGUGAAUCUGGCACAUGUUGUGUCUAAAUGCAUUUUAUAAGCACAGACAGAGAUGAAGUUGGUGUGAAGCAGCAGUUACUGUGAACCGAGCCACUCUAAAUCACUGAUGAGCCGAACACAGUGACACGACUUUACCAUUUCAAAAAGCAACGAGAUGUGUGCUGGGCAAAACGACAUAACCGUGUCCGUUUUCACCGUCACGUCCAAAAGUAUCACGGUUCGCUGGAUGGGACAGUCUGACGCGAGCUCCUACAAACUGACCACUACACCGAAAAACUCGCGUGAGCAGUCUGUGUUCACGCAGUUCGGCAGCAGCACGGUUAUGGGCUCCGUGAACUCACUCUCCGCGAAUACAGUGUACGUGGUGCGUGUGGAGGCUAUGGACAGCUCCGUGAACGUACUCAGCAGCGCCGAGACCGAGGAGACAACGGCACCCGAGGUUCCUUCCAUUGUGCAGGCCUAUUCCAAACACAGCGACAGCAUCACAGUGGAAUUUGACGAGGUGUCAGGCGCCACUGCAUACAUCCUGCGGGCAGAGAACAAUGACGGCUUCUUCUCAGAGAGUGUGGUGUAUGGCUCGCCAGCUACUAUUCUCAACCUGAGGGUCUACACCGAUUAUACACUUAGUGUCAUGUCAAUGAACAGUGGUGGACAUAGCCAGCCUGCACACCAAGUCCAUGCCAGGACAGUGGUUGUAGCCCCAGCACUACGCUCUGUGUCACCCACUGAGGACAGUAUUGUGGUGAGCUGGGAUCCUGUGGUACAUGCAGUUAAGUACACACUGUGUGUCAUCAUGGAGGAAUCAGACACCCAGCUCCAGGUCAAUACUUCCCAGACUAACAUGACAUUCAGCAAUCUAGAUCCAGGGGUCACUUACUGCAUCAAUGCCACAGCCUGGGACCCCAAUAGCAUCCCUGGAGAUGUGAUCACCAUCUGUCAGAUCACCCGUCCCCCUGUUCCUGCAGGUGUGCAGGUUUUAUUGACCCUGGAGAGAAUCAUGGGACUAGCUGUAUAUUGGGAGGCUGUACGUGGUGCAAGGCUCUACUUUGCCCUGAGCUCCACGGGGCAGAACUGUACAUCCAUGGGAGACCCGUUCUGCAUCAUCAGCCCAAUAGGAUGCAGUGAGAACCACACACUUACAGUCAUGGCUGAGAACCAAGCUGGCCCCAGCAGCCCAUCCCAUCCACAGGACCUGCUCACCUACCCAUGCCCUCCAGACUCAGUGGAGGUAGACCAGCCCUCUGUAGGGAACUGCUCAGUGGCAUGGAACAUGGUGCCAUGGGUGGAGUACUACAUUGUGUACAUAAACAGAGAUGAUGGAGCAGUGGAGCAAUGCAACACCACCAGCACCAUUUGCUAUUUCCAAUGUCACUGUGGCUACACCUACAUGACUACUGUAUUUGUCUACAAUGUGGCUGGUGCCAGCCCUCCAGGACCAAUUCUCAACUACACCACUGUCCCCUGCUGUCCACAGAAUGUUUACAUCACUCUUGUUUCGACUGAGACACUGGGGGUCACAUGGCCAGCAGUGCGUGGAGCAGAGUAUUAUGAGACAGUAGCAGCAGAUGGAUCAGACACACUACACUGCAGUGACACCAUGCCCAAAUGUGCCCUGUCUGACCUUACCUGCAACAGCUUAUACAGUGUUGUAAUCAGACCCUGCAGUGAGAUACGUGGUUGCAACAACACCUGCACACCAAACACACAGGAAACAGCCCCAUGUGCUCCUGAGAUCCUGAACCUUACCCAGGUGAGCAGCUCUGCCGUGCAGGUAUUAUGGAGGACUACCAACAAACAAGCCAACUAUACGGUGAAUGCUCUUGGCAGCUCCAGCACCCUUACUUGCUCAUCCACCAGUACUUCUUGUGGCAUUACCAACCUGCCUUGUGGAGCAACUUAUGAGGUCAGCGUAUAUGCCACGACCUCUGUGGGGCGUAGCUUGCCCAGCUAUAGCAUCGCUAUGGAAACAGGACCCUGCUGUCCUGAGACUCUCAGUGUGGGGCAGGUGACGCAGUCCAUGACCAGUGUGAAGUGGUCAUCCUCUAAGGGAGGCUGGUCUUAUAUCACAUCGCUGUCCUCACCACGAGGUCAUGCAAAGUGCCAUACCAUGGACACACACUGCUUGAUGGGAUGCAUCACAUGUAGCACCAGCUACAACGUCUCAGUGGAGACCAUAAGCAUUACGGGACACAAGACCUUAUGCAACUACCACGGCUUUUCUUCCAGCACUUGUUGUCCUUCUGGUGUGAGGCUGUACCGGAUGGUCAAUAGCACACUUCGUGUAUACUGGAGAAGUUCAGAUAGUGUCAGCGGUUACUCAGUUGAACUUUACAGCAACAACGCCAACUACACAUGCAGGCCAGUGCUGGGUGUCAGCUCAUGUGACAUGGACCAUGUACUGUGUGGUGACACCUACAGUGUGGUGGUUGCACCACUUACACUACAUGGUUCCAAAGUCCUAUUCUGCCCCAGGAGGCUGUACUUUGGUGAGAUUUUAUUUUCUGUGGUUGUUUUGAUGUGAUGUAAGAGAAACAGGACUUUACUGUAAUUUUUAUAUAGAUACAUGAUUAUUGUAAUUAUUUAUUGUUUUAAAGGCAAACAUUUAUUCAGGGACAGGUGGUUCCAAAAAAUGCAUAAUAAAAAUAUAUAUACAAAACAGACACUAAAUACAAACUACAGAAGUAGUGCUAUUCACACUGGAGGAAUUUGUUACAGUGCCAAGUAAUUUACACUGGUUACAAGUUUCAUCAAAAUGUAACAACAAAGUUUACAUGUACUCAGGUGUGAUUUAUUUACUAAGAGUGUUUCACUUAUAAUCUGAUUGUAGUAUCACCAGGUGUCUUUUACUCACAGAAUGUAAUUGGAAUGGAUUUGUUCUCAAAUUAAACUACAAGGCAUACAAAUUACAAAAAGAGUUACAACCCACAAGAACUACAAGGCACAACCAAUUAAAUCCCCUUUGGGAACAUAUGUACUAUUGGGGGAUUGGUGGCCCAAUAAAACAAUACAGUGCAACCAUAAACCUGAAUCACAAUUUUGCUAAACAGUUUUAAUGGUUGGGAUUUAUAGGACACCUUAACACAACACAAAUUUAGGAUCUAUUACAAAUAAUUCCAGUUAAGAAUAAAUGCUCAUUGAUGAUGAAGAUUUAUGUAAAUUCUGAAAAUUUUUUUGUUUGUUUGUUUUUACCUGUAACAGUUUCCUGUGCUGGCAACAAUGUUGGAAUGGGUAUGUAA